AGGAAGUUUCCAGACAUGGCUGUGUUGGUGAGUCCUGAAAGAUUUGCCCAAGGAUUGUUAUAAAUUUAUUAAUUGCUCACGUGUGCUUCGCCAUUGUUAUGGAUUAGUUGGGACCAUAUAAAAUGGUUGUAAUUGAAACUGAUGUAUUUCCGUUUUCCCUAGAAAAGAUUUUGAUUGAUCACAUCCAACACUCAAAAUAUUUUAGAACCCGUCCUAUAAGUAAAAUGUUUGAUGAAAACAGUAGUAAUUCAACUUGUCAAACAAACAUGGCUGCCCUAGUAAUUCCUUUGAUGUCAUUACAUGCCAACUUUAUUUAGCUCAUUAUAUUACAAAGAGUUGAAAGCGAAAGAUUUGUAGUAUGAAUAUAUACACGCAUUGGAUAGUAAUGCUGUAAUUAGAUAGAUAGCAUUAUUAUCGAAUGACGAUUAUAUUUAGUCAUUUUUCCUGUCUUUUUGUUCUAAACAUUGCUACAUUCUAACAUGGUAUCCAAUAUCUAAUGACCUUGCAUGGUAUCAUUUAAUUAAAACAUAUGUGAUUGUUUUCCGUUUUUGUAUUCUCAUUAAUUUGAAGAAAAAAUGUUUCAUAGACAUUCAAUUGAAUUUGAUGAAUGUGAGGCAUAUUUAAAUGUUCAAACGUAUGCUGAAUUCUUAGUUACAAAUGUUGUACAAGAUGCUGUAUUGAUAAGUUUAAGAAAUUGUGCCAGACCUAUAGUAGAGGAUAUAUUAGAGGAGGCAUUAGAUCGAGUUACAGGAAAAUACUUCGAAGAUCCUAAAAGUAAGUAUCGAAGAUCUACAAAUGUUAAGUAUUUACCAUAUGUCAUAACUUCCCAAGAAGAUGAAUACUACAGAAAUAUUAAGUGGCCUACUAAUUCAGAAUUCUCGGUUGAAUGUGGAGAGCAGAAAAUAGAAGAAUUCAUAAAUACCUGGAAUCGCGGAGAAGAAUGGUUAUACUGCAUAGAUUUUGUUUUCCAGUCUUGUGACUCAGGUAGUAACUACUACUUGUACGAGGUGAAAUGGAGUAUUCCCACACAAGCCUACCCAAUACCACAGGCAGUGGCAUCUGUUUUCUUCACAAUAGAAGUAUCAAAAAUCAAGCCUGGUAUAUAUCCUGUACAGGUCACAUACGCAUUUGAAGGCCACCAAUUUGUUCAUAAACCUGGGGAGACAGAUUUCUGUGAAGACUUUCUCCAGAAUAUAAUUGACAGCAAAAUUAAAUUUAUUAAACAGAUCAACUUCUAGCAACAAAAAAUUUGAUAACAAAUAUGCUAUUGCUUUAGAACACAAAAACAAUCCGUACAUAUGCAGAAAAAUAAAGUUUAGUUGAAAUAAUUUAGUAGGAAUAUGUACUUCAAAAUAUUUAUUUAAAAUUUGAGUUAAGACAGCAAUAAAAGAUUACUGGGUUCUUUUAAAAGUAAAA
This is a messenger RNA of Bacillus rossius redtenbacheri, 1416 nucleotides long. Its product is annotated as A-kinase anchor protein 14-like. Bases 576 to 1238 code for a protein of 220 amino acids. Lineage: Eukaryota; Metazoa; Arthropoda; Insecta; Phasmatodea; Bacillidae. Gene Ontology annotation, cellular component: cAMP-dependent protein kinase complex. Gene Ontology annotation, molecular function: protein kinase A regulatory subunit binding. The record is from RefSeq and is a predicted model, not a curated record. The transcript has 3 exons.